AUGACUGUCGGAAAACCAAACAAUGACAUCCCUAAUUACCACAGCAAUAUAUUAAUCAGCGACCUCCUUAUUUGGCGCAUGCGCCUUACCGACGAGGAAGUGCUGCAUUCUUACAUGAUAUCUCGUAAGUAGUGAUGAUUUAUAUAGCGACCUCCUUUUGUAAUUCUGAGAUACGUAUUAGUAUGUUUAACCGUGGUUGUCUUAAAUUGUUGAUGCCAAGGCUAGUUUUGAGGUCGUUGUAGGUCGAGGUAGACCUAUGAAUAAAAGAGAUAAGUUCCGAUGAAAAUUAACUGGUGUGGCGGGGGGCAGGGGGGUUUGGGGGGGUGGUUGUUAGGAUAAAAUCUAGUUCAAUCAGAUGAGUUUAUAAAUUAAAUCAGCCGCUGUUUGUUAGAGCGAAUCUAAUUAAGGGUUGGCGCUCGAAAAGUCACUGAAACCAAAUUUCCUGUUACGCUUUUAUAUACAUUAUAAGUUACACGUCCACGUUUUAACUAGCUCUGCCUCAGAUAUGCUUCUGGGUGAUACGUGUUUAAAUUAAUUUGAUUUAUUAAUUGAAUUUUUGCUUUGUAACCAUAUAUUUCGACUCUCUUGAUUUCAAAUUACCUACGAUUCUAAUAGUAAUUCUAAUAACUUUUCUUUUUUUUAUUUUCGGUGGAAAGGGAACCUGAUAAAACGGUAUUUUCAAAAUAGCUUGCAUGAGACUUUAUCAAGUAACCCUGAAAGGGUGAAUAAAUAAUACUAAUUAACAAUCUUUACAAGCAGUUUUAUAAUUUAAUUUUAAAAAAUUAUGCAGGUCACGUUACCGGCCAGGAAAUGCCAAGCUCCCCCCAGUUCGUGGGGCAAUUUACUAUAUCUAACGACGGAGAAAUAAUCGCCAUUGGAGACCUGGAUCGAGAAACUAAGGCGAAUUACACGUUUGAAGUACAGGCAAGUGAUUUGGAUCCAGUUCACCCUCGACACAAUACAACCGUGGUGGAAAUAGAAGUCCUGGAUUUCAACGAUAACCCACCAGUUUUCAGGAAUGAGAGCUACACCGCAGACGUGAAAGAACAUUCAGAUGUGGGAUUUGUUGCAAUCAAGGUGAGAAAACUCGAUUGGCCACUGUGCUGCUCAAAGAACUAUUGAAUAUUUGUAAAAUGAAAACGAAGUCAGUGCUGCGCGCAUAGUUGCAUGUUGCUAGACGUUCAUCAUUUUUUUUUUCAGCAACCCGAAAGGAGUAUCACAGCUCAGUUUUGGCAACGCAUAAAAAAGCUAUUUGCAUGCUCAAAAAUUAAAAAAACACGGUGAAUUUUAGAAGUAAAAUGAAAUCCAUAAUAAGCAAAAGUCAAACAAACAACCAAAAAAAGCAAUUUUCAAAACAUGGUGAUUUUUCCUCGACUCCUUGAAGCACUCAUAGCUCUUUAAUACCCAACUAACCUCAGUAAAAUGAAUUUGGCUUAUUUAGGUUGAGGCAAUAGACGCAGACCAGGGCUCUAACAGCCAGAUAUCUUAUAGUAUUGUGAGUGGAAACGUGCAGAAUGCGUUCACUAUAAAUAGCGGAAAUGGAGAAAUCAAGGUGGCACGGGACAUAGAUAGAGAAAACAUUAAUCAUUUUAUACUUGGAGUUCAGGCCAAGGACGGUAAGCACUUGUUUGUACAUGCUUGUUUAGCGAUGAAGCUGAAGGUAUAAAUGACUAAUUUGAGAACUGAGUAAACAAUUGUUUACAUUACAGUUUUAAAAAGUGACUUAUUUGAAAAUGUAAAUAAAAAGAAAAUUGUACAAAUCCCAAUUAAAAGACAAAAUUGUUCAUAACCCACAGUGGGUUUGUGCGUGGUUUGCACGGGAGGUUCCGAUUACGAUUCCCAAGAUGAGCUCAAAUCCUUGUUUCGACUUCUUUCCUUUCCGUUUAGCUUUAAGGAGCUUUAAAUGCCCGUAGAACGGAGCAGUGACGGUGAGAGAAGGGUGAAGGGGGCGGUAAAAUGAGCGCAACUUCGGCCUCAGGUUUGUCUUGAUGAGUUGAAGUACUGUUAAAAGUUACCAACGUAAAACAAGGACCGUUACCUUUACCUUUUAGUUAAUUGUAAUCUCCAUGUAGUCAACCAAGAGCCCAUUAUGGCUCUUGAGUCAACCCAGUCAGCAACUACAUGCUAGAUAAAACAUUUAUGAAAAGAAAUUGUGGUAUUUAUAUUGAACGUGAUUACUUGCUCGUUAAAGCCUGUAGGUAUAAUACCAUGCAUCCCCCUGGACUAUCUUAAUCUCUUAUGGCUCCUUUUUCCUGCAUGCGCGCUUCUCCAGCUGUAAACUGCGAGCAGUCAGUCUCUUUUGCUCGAAAAUCUGUGAGCGAUAGCAACAUGUGAUUAUUUGAGCGGAGGAUUUAAGCCGCGUACAACGAGUUGUGCGGAGGCCAGUACGGGCACUCGCAAAACUCGCUGCUUGUGGCUUUGCCACUCGAAUACUCACACAUCCCACGUACUCUCAGAUUUUCGAGCUAACGAGAGACUUCUCGCAGCCUACUCCAACUGUCUAAUAAUACUAUCAUUCUUGAUGCGUUUCUAGGGGGAUCUCCGACUUUGCAAAGUACUGUACAAGUGACAAUAAACAUCGUUGAUGUGAACGAUAAUACUCCAGUCAUAACUCCAAGUUCUUAUGUGGUGUCUAUUAAGGAGAAUUUACCAGCUGGUCAAAGUGUUGUGCGUGUAAGUACAGACAUAUCUGUAAUUGACCCUCUUUAUGGGUAGCUGUGGACUUCGAUUUCGUCGCGCGUUUUUCAUCAAUUCGACGGUGUUCAAGCGAAAUCGUCGCAUAUCAAGGACUGUUUUGAGUUUCGAUGGUUACCGCUCGGUUAACGAGCUCAGCGUAAACUCAAAACGACGACGGAAACGAGAAAAUAUAUAUACGCAAAACAGAAGCUCUGAAUGUGCAGCAAGUUUUUUGGUCGGUUUCUUUGCCGUCAUUGAAAGACUAACAGUAUCAAACUUGAUUGAAAUGGCCACCUGAUCGUCGAUUUAAUCUCUAGGAUCGUCUCUUCACCAGUGGUGAUCGUCUCGACUUUGAUUUCGUCGGAAAUACCCCCAUCAGCGUUUAUGGUCAAACGGUGAAAUUCAUUUUUUUUUCGACUUUGAUAAGUUCCUGGUGCUGCAGAAACUUACUUCUUUGGUACCUCAUUAUUUCAAAAUAACCUCUUACGCAUAAUUUAGAAUCUGCGAGCUAUAAUCCGAGCUUUAUCUGAGGCUUUCUUAUGAUUCCCUCAUUGACGUCAUUUUUCCUUCAUGGAAAAGACGACAGACGAUUAUCCGAACGCAUUACAUCAUUGGCCGAUUUUCAUUUUAAUCCUUUUGUAUUGGUAUGAUGCUUAAUGAGAGGAUUUUCAGGUCUUCAAUUUCUUGGUAUUGAUAAUACUUCCGUGUAUUUUACUUAUUGUUCGCCAUUUUCGCACGGCACUAACAAAAACGAAAAUGUCGAACAUCCCAUAAAAUGACAUUUAAAUAACCAGAAUUCCAUCCCAAAUAAAACGUGACAUUUACAUUUAAAUAAUGUGGGCUGUAUUUGUUCAUUCAUUCUGUCCAUGGUUUACUUUUAAAGAAAUCAAGAAAUUUCAUAUAAGAAAAAAGAGAAGAAGUCAGUUUGGUGGAUAAAUCCAUAUAAGAAAGGUUGUUUAAAACAUAUGCUACUAUCAGCAACAGUGUAUAGUUACGCAGUGCGUGAAAAUUAGUUGUCAAAUUUUCACUUUCAUUUCGUUCCUCUUACAUAUAGUUUGUCGUGAAAGAUACUGAUCAUGGAGAGAAUGGUCAAGUUUCUUUCACCGUGAAUAGCAACAAGUUUGCGGUAAAUUCAUCUACAAGUGUCCUGCACACAACGCAACCACUGGAUCGAGAACAGCAGGCUCAAUAUCAGCUAACAAUACAGGGUACUGAUGGCGGAGGUGAAUUUGCUAAGGUAGGUAUCAAAUAUACCUGGUUAGUCUGGUCAAGAGUCAAGCCAACUGUCGGUUAUCUAGGCGGUUUAUACUGGCUACCAUUGGCAUGUAACCUAAAUUUAAGACGAGGAAUUUGAAAACGUCUUCAAGAAAAAAAAUGAAAUGCUUGAUUUCUACCAGGAAUUCGUAGUAUGCGUUGUUGACUCGAAAGAGUCUUGAUAAUUAAAGAAAACGUGGAUCAGUUCACUAAGCCUAAAUGCUACAUUUUGCCCUUAAUGAGAAGCAAGGUGCGAAGUUUAAGAGAAUCAUUUACUGUCAGACUUGAAAUUUUGAGAGUAGCUUUUAAGCACUCAUUUUCCUUUUUUUUUUAGUGUGGAAGGGGGGGAGGGGGGAGGGGGGGGGAGUGAAACAUCACGUAUUAAAUACUGAAACACUUUUCCUCUGUAUCAAGAGAGAAUGGUGGUCCCUACUUAUAUAACGGCGCCUACAAAGUGGUACUAGCACGUUUCAUAUCGUCCUUUUCUAAAUGACGACAUAACAAGAUUAUAAUUUUACAUACACAUAAUAACUGAAACUGAAAUAACGUUCACACUCCCCACAGAGUUCCAGUUUAUCAAUAAAAGUUCAAGUGAUGGACGAAAAUGACAACUCUCCGAAGUUCACCAAGGCUGUGUAUAAAGUAGCUAUCAGUGAGAAUGCUACUACUGGUUCUUCCAUCGUCAGGGUGCUGGCCUCUGACCAAGAUGAAGGAAGUAACGCUGACCUCGCUUUCACGCUGAAGCGUAAAGACGGGUUGUUUGUUAUCAAUGAAACAUCAGGUUAGCUUAUUUUUUGAGAGGCUUUCUUGAAGAGGAAGCUGUGAAUUGUAUGAUGGUAAAGUUUAAAGACAAAACAUCGCUGGGAUGAGAUGCGCUUAAAAAUGACACGUUUCCUGUCAGUGUUUUUUUCAAAUUUCCAGGACGGUAGAAAAAGAAAGAACAGAGGGGGGCUGGGGAAAGUGGGAUCAAACUUUGUGCGAGGGAUAGGGUAGGUUGGCGGAGAAGUGUAUAGCUCUUAUGCGCAAAGGAGGGCGAGGAGGCAAGGUAAGCUAAAGUAAGGUUUUUCGACUAUUAAAAUUCAAAUGGCACUUCUUUAUCUCCAAAGAUAUGCAUAUAAAACAACUGAAUAUCUAAUUUCAUGAGCCGCUAUGAUCUGUGGAUAGAGUAGAGCACGUGGUUUGUUGAGGGGUUGGCCAUUUUGCAAUGUUUACUACUAGGAAUUGCUCUCAUAAUUUUUGGGGGGUAAAAAUAACUUUGCACAGAUAAACCAAAUAACAGCAAUUAAUAAUACAGUUUCAGUAUUCGAAGAAAUGCUGAUAAGACUCUUUAGCUUGAUUGAUGAGAUUUUCCAGGAACAUAUUAAGUGCUUCAACUAAAAUAUCGAAAAAGGAAAAUAAAACACUAAAAAAAGUCAAAUCAGCAAAAUCAAAGUGGAAGCUAUACUAACAAGAAAACUGUUUUUUGCAGGUGUUAUAAGUGUGAUGAAAAAGGUUGAUCGGGAAACCAAUCCCAGCGGCUACUCUCUGGUAGUGACAGCUAAGGAUCACGGAUAUCCUGUCUCCCAGUUUUCCACAGCGCUAGUCAAUAUAACUGUAUCUGAUGUCAAUGAUAAUGCUCCUCGGUUUGACAAAUUCACAUAUUUAGCUGAGGUUAGGGAGGACAGCAAAGUUAAUACGGUGGUUACCAUGGUUCAUGCUGUGGACGACGAUGAAGGACUCGCUGGAGAGAUCGUCUACUCUAUCACAGGUCUGUCUCUGUACGAACCUCUGUACAAUCUAUAUAAUGAAUGAUAUUCUUCGCCCCAGUGAUAGUGACUAUAAAAUAUAUGGUAUAGUAUAGUACCUAGAUGUAACAAAACCUCAUUGUAAUGAAUGUAUUCUGCCAGCCUAUUUCAAAUUAUAUCAGAAGUCUUCUUUCAGCCUUGGUGAAAGUGCAGUAUUCAUUUUUUUAAUGAACAAUUUUUUUUGCUACAGGACUUCAGUCAUAAAUAUACGGAACCUUGUUUUCAUGACUUGAAACAGGGCAUUUCUACAACUAGCCACCAGAAUAAAAGAAGUUUAUUUCAUACCUUAAUUAAUACAAAAUGUUGUGGUUUAUUUUCUUUAUUUUCAGGUGGUAAUGUUGGUGGCGUGUUCGCCAUUGACUCAUUUGGGAAUAUAACUGUUGCUAAUGAAUUGGACCGAGAGACAAAGAGCACUUAUGAGUUGACAGUCACUGCGCAGGAUCGUGCAGGUGCAUCAUCCCCUUAUCGAUGCCGAAAGCAACGAAAAAAGUUGCGGAUGUAAUUUAUAUUUAAAAAAAGAUGGAUAAAAAAAAGAAGGAAAAAGGAAAUGAAAAGAAAAGAAACGAAAAGAAAGAAAAAAAUGGAUUGAAUAAAAGGAGAAACAAAAAACAAAAACAAAAAGAGCAGCAACUAAGAAAACACUCACAAAUCCGUUUGUACAUGUAAGUCGGGUUAAUCUUUUCCAACGAUUUGUUGGCAUGUGGGGAAAGAAAGCAAGCACAACGACCAUUAGGCUAGACAAAUAAAUCUGUAUAAGCCAUAAAUAUCGCAAUCUUAAAUAUAGUAUCUAAAAUAUCUAAGGAAGUAGUCUGCGAGCACGAUCAUUUGCAGAGGAUCGAGUGAACUAGUGGCAAAACCGCGAGACGGCAAGGAAGGUAGUUGGGUCCCGUUUUUAUUGCCCUCUUCGAGUGGGACUCGUAAAAACCUCUGCUGCCGCGAUGCCCCAACAGAAAGCCUGCUCCAGAAAAAAAAAAACUAAGAAAAGAAGGUAGAAAGCGGGGUUAACGCAUUGUUUUUUUUAGGUGAUUCUAAAUCAGGAAGCGUUGAAGUUGACAUCACCAUAACAGACGCAAAUGACAAUCCUCCGACGUUCCGCUUUAUUCCGCUGGCCAUUCUUAUCAGUGAAUCAGCUCUUCCCGGCACACCUGUUUACACCUUAAUAGCUGAUGACCCUGAUGUCGGCAGUAACAAAGCUCUCACGUAUGUAGGGAGCUCCCCUGAGGGAAAAUUUGUAAUAAACGCACAAACUGGUGUGAUAUCCACAGUGGGAAAACUGGACUUUGAAGAGCAGCAAAAGUAAGUAUAUUUGGUUGUAUGUCAGUAAAGCCUUGGAAUUAGUGACUUUAAAUAGAAGCUAUAAACUCGUGACUCCUACUUUCACAGUAAUUUAGUGGUUUACCUCCCUGUUUGAUUUCACGACAAUAGAGAGAUCUAGACUCACGCUUCCGGCAGGACACGUCAGAUUCAAGUUGAGAAUUGCCGAAAUGGAAAAUGAGCGGCUAAAGACAGUCCAAAACAAUUCUUAUGCAUAAAACUAGUGUGAAACUACAAAUCUUUUUGUAGAAGUAAUGAACAGUCAAUGACAAGUUAAGGGAAAACUUGGUCACAUAGUACAAAUUAAUUUUGCCGUUUGCUGUAAACGUGUUUACUAUUAUUGAUUUGUAAACGGACAGCAUUUUAACUUGAUUUAGGUACUGAUCAGUUUUUAUCCCCCUAGCCUAAAGUACUCGAGUUAUUUCGAACUAUAUUUGAUCUUGUACGAUAACGGUAUGUAUACUGAUCUGGCCCGAACAUUUUCUUCGCAAAAAUGAACGAAAGCCACUGAUAAAAAGGGUGAUAGUGCAUUUACAUUUGACUGAUUUAUUGGUUUUACCUAUAGUUACACUCUAUAUGUGGUAGCCAUGGAUCAAGGUGUCCCGGCACUUAAUAGUACCACACUUCAUGUAAACAUCACUUUAGUGGAUGAAAAUGAUAACAAUCCCAAGUUUGAGCAGGCCAUGUACAGCGUGGAAGUCUGGGAGAAUGAGACAAUCGGCGGUCACGUGAUACAGGUUAAGGCAACCGAGAGAGACUCUUCAUUGGGUUCACAGAUCGGUUACAACAUUUCCGCUGGCGAUCCGCAGGGACAAUUCAAGAUAUUCUAUCAUUCAGUAAGUACUUGUAAUAACUGGUUGGAGAAAGAAACAGGCCACUAUCGCGCACACUGUUUAGCACCAGGCUGGCCUGGCUGGAAAGGUCUAAUUGGUAGCGAAAUUCUCUUUACUUAGUAACUGGUCCUGAGUAAUGAAGAGGGCCGUAAUACAAGUUUAAUAUUAUCAACUAUUAAUCAGCUAUAUUACAUCCAAAAUACAGACUCUACUUCUCUCUUGUCAGUACUGGUAAUGCCUGCAGCAAUUAAUCGUUUUCAAUUUUUUCAACUAUGAAACGUUCUAAACAACAGUAGGUAUCGAAUUCUUUUCUGCAUUUAAACUUCACUUGCUUUUUCUAGGGAAAGAUUGUAGUUCAGAAGCCGUUGGACAGGGAGCUGGUACCAAAUUACACAUUACGAAUUACAGCUACCGACAAUGGGAAUCCUCCACGUUACGGAGAAACAUCGGUAAGGGCAGCUGUCAUGUGAUCUACCUAUUAACUGUACUUUUUUUGAAAAGAAGGAUAAACAAUUUUACAAAAACACUCUUUACGUUACCGUGACUUAAGUUUCGACUGACUUUCAUCAACCUUAACAUGAGUUGAGAUUGAUGGAUUUUAAAGAUACUAGACGAUACAUAGACAAAUCUAUUCACAUUUCUUCUACGGACAAAAAGUUGUGCAUUCUGAGGAAACAAAUUGCCAGGCUAAUAAAGAGAAAAAAAAAGAGAAAAAUCACGUUUUACAGACUUCCUUUAAGUGCUGCCUAUCCAUGCUUUAUCCAAAAGUCAAUUAACUCGCUAUCCCUUCAUAUUACUCCCUUCUAUGACGAUGCAACUAGUCAGAUUGUCCACCUAAUAUUUUCGGCUUGCCUGUGCCGAGCCUAAUAAUACCUUCAUUAACUAUGUUUGAUUGUUAUUUUAGGUUACAAUCAUACUGAAGGAUGUUAAUGACCGCACGCCAGUCUUCCAAUUCCGUGAUUAUCAGAGUGAAGUCUCAGAAGACAGCCCUGUUGGCUCAACUAUUACCACGGUCGAAGCAACUGACAAAGACAGUGCUGAGAAUACUGCGGUAAUAAUUAAGUAAAAUGGCUUACGGUAAAACCUGCUUUGCCCUAAGCCUAAAGCCGUUAUCUGAAUACCUUGAAAACUCUUGACUUCACUGGCUUCAUCAUCAAUUCUCCGUUAAUUACGUCAGCUCUUUCGUACGUCUCCAUGUGCUGUCAGUUUAUCUUUUCCUGAUUAAGGUUCAGCCAAAAACAAAUUUCUAUUUUUUGAAGGAAAAAACAAAAAUGAAAACCUUUGGGGGUUAAAAAAAUAAUAAUAAUAAAUAAAAGAAGAAGAAGAAGAAGAAGAAGAAGAAGAAGAAGAAGAAGAAGAAGAAGAAGAAAAUAAAUAAUAAUAAAAACAACGUCCCCUUUAUCAUCCUACCUUUGCCUAAAAUUUUAAAUGAGCUCUUGGGUGAUUAUUUUAGGAAAUGCGGUAUGCAAUUUCUUCAAAAAGUUAAAAGUAAACAGUGGACCAUUUUAAAAGCCGUUACUGUUACUUACGUCGGUUGUAGAUUGAAGUGUUUGCCGCUCAGAAAAUGAAGCCUCAAUCACUUACCAUGGCCUCCCUUUCAGUUAGGCACAAUGUUAAGAGUGAACAAUGCGGGGUUUGCUUCUUGCUAUAAAAAAAGUAUCCAUUUUUGAAGGAGCGACACAUUUUUCAGAAAAGAACCUUAUUUGUUUCUAGUUUCAGUUUUCAUUCUAAUAAAAUAUGGGGACAGCAACUAAACGCAAGAGUUUUUUUUUUCAUUGAAGUUUUCUUUUUUUCAGCUGAUAUAUAGCAUUGUCAGCGGUGAUCCAGAAGGUCAAUUGAAUAUGACAACAAUAAACGAUGACGGGAAAUAUUUUGGAGUCAUAACGGUUGCUAAACUCCUUGAUCGAGAGACGAAGGACGUCUACAAACUAAACGUAACUAGAACAUAUUUUAUAAAUUAAAACCUUGUCGCGUUUUAAUUGCCAACCGCAACUUUUCUACCAAUUGUAGGAAAAAAAGUAAUAUGAUAACUUCAGGAAGCAGUGAAUUGAACACGCCCUGUAAUACCUGGAUUUAGACUUUUCAUCAUUUUAUUCCCCAUUGCCUGGAAAAAAGACCCUCAUCCCUAUGAGGGCCGGGAGGAUGGGACCAGUGCAUUUUAAGUAUAUAAUUUAGGAUACUCUAUUUCCCUCAAGCACUCACGUUUUAUACUUAACGUCAGAAACUUCUUUCGCUACACACCGGGUCCAAGCUGUUGAAAAGGUGGAUGACGCUAUCCACCGGAUAAAUAUCAAUACGGAGGAUAACGCAAUUGGUUUUCCUAAUGGUGUUUUAUCUAUUCUUUUUUAUCCAGUGGGUGGCACUAUCCUGCUUUUGAACAACCUGGGCCAGGUAUGGGCCAGGUAUUGAGCAGAAAUUGAAGGCACGCGCAGCAGGCGUUUUGGACACGUCCUUAAUCUUAGACUUUCCUAUCAAUAACUACCAAGAGUCAAAACAAGGCCAAAGUAUGACAACUGAGACCCCUCUAAUCCUGAUCUUACGUUUGCAGAUAAUGGUGUCAGAUAGUAUCCAUAACAACUCAGUUAUGUUAGAAAUACGACUCAAGGACGUCAAUGAUCGGGAUCCUGAAUUUAAUACUUCUAUUAAAUAUUCUGCCAAUGUGACUGAGGUAUGUACUUUUCUGAUUCUUCAAAAAAAAAAUCGAAAGUCGCAAAAAUGUGCCCGAGAAAAAAACUGAGUUUUAAUUUGUUAUUAACCAUGUUAAAUGGUAUAAUUCACCUUUAUGCAUCUGCUAAUUAUCGUGCGUUUGUCUGUGUUGUCUCUAUUUACUUUCUAAGUAGUAUAACAUGAUUACUUUAACAGAACUCUCCCGGUGGACUUUUUGUUAUGCGUGUUUCUGCUACUGAUGAAGAUCUAGGCUCAAAUGCCAAGAUAACUUACAGUCUGGAAGGUUGGUGUGGUUCUGAUCUCCUUUUAAUUGACAGCCAGCUGACAAAUACUCUCAGUAUGCGUUAGCCUGUUCCAGGCUCUCAGGUAUUGGGGAUAACGCGUGAAUGAAAGGCGCGCGAAAUAUAAAAGGAGGCGGUGGCGGGAGUUUCCUCUCAUAUUAUUUUCGUGUUCGUACCUUCUCAGUUUCGCGGACCCAACUAUCUCGGAGCCUGGAACAGGCUAAGCGUGGGUGAUAUUUCUGAAACGAAAGAGAAAUUAAUCGACGUGGACUUUUAAGACGCAUAAGGGAAUACAGUCGAUUCUCUCUUAACGGACACCUUGGUAAAACGGACGCCUGGAGUUGGUCCCUGCCUUUCUUUACUCCCUUCAGUUAACUCUCUAUUAGACGGACAUCACUCAAAGAUGGACACUUGGUGCCUUAGAUAGAGUUAACUGUAUACUGAUUGAAAUGCGUCUCUAAUUAACAGCUACGAUUUCUUUUUUGCUAAAAGAAAGGAAGAAAGAAGGAAAGAAAUUAGAGGGAUAUAAAAUUAGAAUUUCUUCCACAAAAUUUGUUGAAGUUUGCCACUGCUAAAUGCACAUGUAAAUACUUGUCAUAGUUAACAACGACUGACGAAAAAGAGUUGUUGUGAUCAAAAUAUGUUGUAAUAGACAAUACCAUGUGGUUAUCGUUUUUCACCAUGAUCACAGGAUCAGAAGGAAAGUUUACUAUGGAUGCCAGUACUGGAGAGAUCAGGACAAGCUCAUCUCCUCUUGACAGAGAAGACAAAAGCAUUUAUCGAAUGACAGCUGUGGCAUCGGAUCCAGCAAACAAACAAGUGCGUCAUGCUUUUAAUUUGAGGAAAAUGAGAAAACAGGAGACAUUUUUGCGACACCACCACUGGUUUCUCCGCGAAAUGACGUCUAAGAAACGACUGCAGAAAUCCCACACUGAUGACGCGUCACUCUUCAAAUCUUGGUAGUGCUUCUGAUUGGAUGAAGCAAGUUUUCAGCCAAUCAGAUCAGCAUAACCCAGAUCUGGGUAGUGACGCAUCAUUGAGUAUAGAAUUUCUACGCUCGUUUCUCAGACGCCAUUUCGCAGGGCACGCAGUGGUGGCGUCACGAAAAGUCGGCUGUUUUCUAAGGCUAGACCUGAGUCAAACUUAGCAAUUUAUAACGAAUAGUUAGUUUAGAAAAUUAAAACCAAGAGUCACUUUAUGUCUAGAAGAGCUACAGCUCACCACAACAAUACUGCUGAAACUCAGCUCUCAUUUACAAUUUCUCUUCAUUCCUCAAAGGGCCGUAAGGAGGUGACUGUUUUCGUUGCUGACCUCAACGAUAAUGCUCCUGAGUUCGCUUCUUCUUUGGAGACAGUAACUAUGACUGAAGGAAACUCCACGGCUGCUAAAUUGGUUAUAAAGGUGAAUGCCACCGACAAAGAUGCAGGAGAUAGCAAGCAAAUUACCUAUUCUAUCACUGGUGGAAACUUGGGUCAGGUCUUUCAAAUUGACAGCAAUACGGUAAGUUUCAGAACUGUUAAAGCUGUUUUCUAUCCUCACAUGUUUUAGACGCAGUUUAGACGAAGGAAAGAUUGGAAUAUGUCUAAGGAUUUUUGUAAAAUACUGCGCGAGAGAAUAUUUGGUAACCAUUGAUUUACUUUAAAAAAUGAAAAGUGUUAACAGCCCUUAGUAUUUUCUUUUGUUGCCCUUUUUUUCUUCAGGGUGUAAUCACUACACGAAAAAAUCUUGACCGUGAAUCACCAGGUCUAUCUGUUGAUGCUGAUGAUAGAGGGGUGUAUACACUGACAGUAGAAGCCGCUGACCAUGGCAUUCCUGUACUGCGCAGUACUACAACGGUAAAUAUCAUGAAAAUCGUGUCGUAUUACUCUAAGCGGUUAGGGGGAAUAUAAAUCAUAAAGUUGCUAAUGAGCUUGAUUUGCUGUUGUAGAUUCGUGUGCUUGUCAAAGAUAUAAACGAUAACACGCCUUAUUUCCCACCCGGUGGAUACAGUGUUAAAAUAUCAGAGGGUGCUAAAGCAAACAGUGACGUUAUCGCCGCAGUGGCUCAGGACCCAGACGCAGGAACCAACAGUCAACUGGUCUACGAGUUGAUAUCUGGGAACACUGAAGGCAAGUUUGGUGACUUCACGCCACCCGAAGAGCUUCGGGUCACGCUUAAUUAUUCAAGACAAAUAACCUUUGAAUUGAUUCCUUUCGCUUGCAAAACAUCUCGUUUUGUUAUUUUCCUUGAAUGAGGCUGCCCUAUUAAAAUAAACAAGAACGUCCUCUUCAAACGGGAAUGCCAAACAACUAGGAAGAUAUUGAAGCAAUGUGUUUAUUGAAAUUUCAUCAUCAUCAUCAUCAUCAUCAUCAUCAUCAUCAUCAUCAUCAUCAUCAUCAUCAUCAUCAUCAUCAUUUAUUAUCAUCAUCAUCAUCAUCAUCAUCUUUCGAGGAAUCGGGUCCCGAAUAUUAGCUGAAAUCGCGUAGAAAAAAAUAAAUACUUACUAACAUAGUUGCUUUCAUUGCAGGCGACUUCACCCUUGAUCCAAACACAGCGAUGAUCAGAACUCGCAAGAAUCUUGAACGGCAGCAAACCUUUUCCUAUACCCUAACAAUUGGUGCGUCAGAUCAAGGGAGCCCCUCAAGGGCCAGUAUGGUAAAUACACUAACGACUGAUUACUGAAAGUACGAACAUCGUAUUAUCUCUUCUAGUCGUGUCAAAUCUUUCGCGUCAAUUGAAUCAACUGAAAAAAAAAGAUAUGUAUGUAAAACAAUUUUCCAUUGUCUAAGACCUAACUCAAGGGGACUAACCAACGGCAAACAAGUGGCUUAGUGACUCCUGAUAUUCCAACUUCAUAAGGCGAAAUCUUAAAAAUGUUUCCAAAUUAGAAGGGUGUGCAUUCCUUACGGUGGCAUACGGUGGCUGUGAAAAUUGUCCUUAGAUAGCCAAUUACCGUGAAACCCCUCUUACGACUACCCCGUUAAUACGACCAGCUCAAUAUUACGACCAGGAUUUUAUGGCCCAUCGGUGGUAACAAUAACGCAGUUCCACGUGUUUUUGUUUCAGACGCAAGUAUAUAUUGAAAUUGGCGACAUAAACGACAAUGAUCCAGUAUUUGAUCCAGUGAACUACACGGUAUCUGUGUAUGAAAACGAGCCUGCGGGGACUCCGUUGAUCAACGUAACAGCCACUGAUGCUGACAGCGGACAGAAUGCUGAAAUCACUUACAGCGUGACAGGAGGGGACCCAUUGUCUGUCUUUACCGCAAUGACAAAGGUAGGUUAGAGUACUGUUACAAUGAGCAAAUUGGCCAAAACACUUGUCGUAUUUGAGGAAUUCUAGUCUAACUACAUACUUCAUUUUUAAUUUACAGGAUAACUAUGGUACAGUUCAGAUUAAAGGCCAUGUAGAUCGCGAGCAAAAGAAUAACUACACUUUGAAAGUGAUGGCUGAGGAUGGGGGAGUGCCAUUGAGUAGAAAGGUGAUUUUCACUGAACUCAAGAUGUAAUACUUUGACAAUACAUGGUAGCAACAAGAUUUCUCCUUUGUAGCUACUUUCUGUGAGCGUCUUUGUUAAUUGGGGUCAACAUCUAACUUACCGUGAAUUCUUGGAUUAGCGCCCAGGGAGCUUGUUUAAUUUUUUGAAAGGAGAGCAGGGGGGCGCCAAUUCGAUCGCUAGAGGCACUUACUUAAAGAGAGGGGGUGCCUAUUUUGAUUUUCAGCUUAGGGUCUUAAAUUAAAAUUGUCUUUAUUUCCAGUAAAUGCGCACUGUGACAGUAAAUUAAAAGCUGGCGUGUAUGUAAGACGAAACCCAAAUAUGUGUGAGGUAGCUGACAAAGUCCUGAUUCCUCUAAAGUCCUCUAAGUUCUGGUAUUUUUUCCUGGUAAUUUUUUUCUUUCUUGGCGGAUGUGUAGCAAAGGCACUUAUUUGGAGUGGACGUUUAUUUAACAUUUUUAAACUCAAGGGGCGGGGGGCAGACUAGAAGUGGGGGGGGGGUAUUUGAAAAUAGUUUGGAUUCGAGCAUUUAUGUUGUAUGUUACGUUAACGUAUUGCACGUUUUGAAUGAUUUUAGUUUGUAAAUUGGUCACAUUUUGUGCGUUCUUUAAUUUGUGACUUGAGGUUGACAGUCUUUUGUUUCUUUUUCAGGCGUUUGCUACAGUGUUUGUAACAGUACUUGAUAGGAAUGAUAAUCCACCUCGGUUCUCACAGGCUUCAUACACUGGGAAUAUAAUAGAAAACUCAGCAGCCGAUACUACCGUCAAUAUGGUGAGGGCAGGAAUUGGUGGUAUCUUUUUUGAUUCAUAUUCCGAUUUUGAGACAACUAUGGGGAGGAUUGGGCAUGAACACUCACUUGGCUUUCAACAGCAACAACGACAAAAACAUAUGAUUAAAAAAUACAAAGGAAAUGCCUCAGACUAUCAAUGAAAUGUGUCAAGUGAGCAGACUGCUCUUAAAUAGGCCAGAAGCCCACAAACAAACAAACAAAAAAACAGUAACUAAAAGCAAGCUUCUUUUUAUGUGUAAUACUUGUAAAUGCUAACACAGUGUCUUUUAGUAAUUCGUAAAAGACCACACUUACAAGUGCAACUUGUCAUUUCUUCCCAGAUUUAACACUAUAAACUUCUAUAGCAAUGGAAAAAUUGGUUCUCAUGGUUUUGAAGACGUUUGAAUCCUUUUUUUGUGUGUACCCAAUAGUGGCACACCAACUGCAGUUAACGUAUUCAUUUGAUUUUUAUUACUUGUUCAUUUUGCAGGAUCAAGAAAUCAAAGCAGAGGACCCAGACCUGGGUCUUUUUGGCGAAAUACAGUUUCAUUUAAAUGGCUCUGAACGGCAUCAAUUCAUUAUUGAUCCAAUAACAGGAGUGAUCUCCACCAGGAAGUUUCCACCGCCGACACUAGACCACGAGAAGAUCGGAAACUAUUCUUUUUAUGUUGUAGCUGUUGACGAAAGAGGAACAGGGCGUAAGUCUUUUGCCCAUGUCAAAAUACAAGUCAUAGACGCGAAUGAUAAUGUUCCUAGAUUUGAACCAUCAACGAAAAACGUGUCUGUCAGGGAAGAUUCAUCCGUUGGUUAUUCAGUAAUUCAAGUUUCUGCCUUCGAUCCAGAUUCUGACUUGAAUGGUAAAAUUACUUACUCGAUGUUGUCUGGAGCUGAUGGAAAAUUCGAGAUCGGAAGGAAUGAUGGCAUCAUACGUGUAUCGGGGACCUUGGAUCGAGAAAUAAAAGGCCAUUAUUCCCUAAAUGUGUCUGCUUUAGAUGGCAGUUAUUACCCUCUCGAAGGGUUUGGUAUGGUAUAUGUUGCCUUGUCAGAUAUCAACGAUAACGCACCCACAUUUGACUUGUUAGUGUACAAAGUAACAAUACCAGAGAAUUCUCCAGUCGGCAGUUAUCUAGUAAACCUUACAGCUAAAGACCAAGAUCUUGGAAUAAACGCAGAUAUAUCUUACUCCAUGAACCAUCCUAAGUUUACAAUUCACUCUAAAACUGGGAGCGUAACAACAACAGGAAAACUGGACCGCGAAAUGCAGGAUACAUAUUCAUUCACUGUGCGUGUUCAAGACGGAGGGGUCUGGAGUCUAGUGUAG
Molecule: messenger RNA, 16373 nt
Organism: Porites lobata
Lineage: Eukaryota; Metazoa; Cnidaria; Anthozoa; Scleractinia; Poritidae
Source: the annotation of a GenBank genome assembly